ACUUAGUCCAGUGGUCUUGCAGAGCAGCUGAUGCGACGUCGUGUGCUAAAUCAUUGGACUAAAACGCAUUGGGAAAAGGAAAAGAUCAAAGAGGCUACUGGGCUCCGGGUGUUCCUAAUGAAGUGGCAGCGGGGACCUGACGUCACCACCGUCGCUGUGCGCGUGAACUUUGCAAGAGUGCACAAAAAGUGUUGGCGGACGGAGCAGGAAAGGAGCGACCCCCCCCCCCCCCCACACCCCCAACAUAUGCACCCCCCUCCCACCAUGCCUCCCUCCCUGCCUCCCUCUUCCUCCUCCUCCUCUUCCUCGCUCCAGCAGCCAAGUUGCAGAGAGCAGCUUCAGCCUCCCAGACCGCGGCUGCUUUCCGCCGGGGGUCCCCGCAGAGGAGCCGCCGCCUCCAUGUGCGUUUCCCGCGCCGCGUGCUGAGAUCGCUCCUCGUCCCGCCACGCCGCCGCCGCCAUGUCCAACGCCAACCACGACCCCUUCUACUCGUCCCCCUUCGGACCUUUCUACCGGAGACACUCGCCCUACGUGGUGCAGCCCGAGUACCGGAUCUACGAGAUGAACAAGCGGCUGCAGACGCGCACCGAGGAAAGUGACAGUUUGUGGUGGGAUGCCUUCGCUAGCGAGUUCUUCGAGGAGGACGCUACGCUAACGCUGUCCUUCUGCCUAGAAGAUGGACCAAAGAGAUACACCAUCGGGCGGACGCUGAUCCCGCGCUACUUCAGCACGGUGUUCGAGGGCGGCGUGAGCGAGCUGCAUUACAUCCUCAAACACUCCAAGGAGUCGUGCCACAACUCGUGCAUCACGCUGGACUGCGACCAGUGCACCAUGGUCACCCAGCACGGCAAGCCCAUGUUCACCAAGGUGUGCACGGAGGGUCGCUUGAUCCUGGAGUUCGCCUUCGACGACCUGAUGAGGAUCAAGACUUGGCACUUCACCAUCCGCCAGUACCGAGAGCUCAUCCCGCGCAGCAUCCUGGCCAUGCAUGCACAAGACCCUCAGGUGCUGGAACAACUGUCCAAAAACAUCACACGCAUGGGUUUGACCAACUUCACCCUCAACUACCUCAGGUUGUGUGUCAUCCUGGAGCCCAUGCAGGAGCUCAUGUCCAGACACAAGACCUACAACCUCAGCCCGCGGGACUGUCUCAAGACGUGCCUGUUCCAAAAGUGGCAGAGAAUGGUAGCGCCGCCAGCUGGACACCCGCAGAACUUCAAAACAGAAAUAUUCCCCACCAAUCACAAAAAAGGUCGCGCCAAAGCUGAGCCCGCCCGACAGACCACCACCAAGAGGAGGAAACGAAAGAACUCCGCCAGCAGCGCCAACAGCGGCGUGGGCGCCGGCAAGAAGCGAAGCCCCGCCACCAACUUCAGCCUCUCCAGUCAGGUACCUAAUAGCAGUUUUAUUUGA
Molecule: messenger RNA, 1413 nt
Organism: Entelurus aequoreus (snake pipefish)
Lineage: Eukaryota; Metazoa; Chordata; Actinopteri; Syngnathiformes; Syngnathidae
Product: LIM domain-binding protein 2-like
Exons: 10
Coding region: 460-1413 (317 amino acids)
Biological process (GO): negative regulation of transcription by RNA polymerase II; positive regulation of transcription by RNA polymerase II; nervous system development
Cellular component (GO): nucleus; transcription regulator complex
Molecular function (GO): LIM domain binding
Source: RefSeq, a predicted model, not a curated record